Messenger RNA from Pollicipes pollicipes, 1123 nucleotides. RefSeq names its product broad-complex core protein isoforms 1/2/3/4/5. The coding region runs from base 173 to 1123 and encodes 316 amino acids. Lineage: Eukaryota; Metazoa; Arthropoda; Thecostraca; Pollicipedomorpha; Pollicipedidae. Gene Ontology annotation, biological process: regulation of transcription by RNA polymerase II. The record is from RefSeq and is a predicted model, not a curated record. The transcript is spliced from 7 exons. Gene Ontology annotation, molecular function: protein binding. Gene Ontology annotation, cellular component: nucleus.
AAAGGUUGAGUGACCCCGAGGCGAGCAAGGCUGGGCGGCGCGGUACGUCGGAGGCGAUGUGUACUUUCGCUUUUACUUUCUCCCCGGACUUUCUUCCCAACAAAGGCGGCUGGGUGCUGGCGUAUGGAUGAUUGGAUGAGGGUGCGGGUGUCUGUCUGAGUAGCUCCCUGACAUGGAGGGGAACCAGCAGUUCUGUUUGAAGUGGAACAAUUAUCAUGUCAACAUAGCCAACUCAUUUGACUCUCUACGAGUGGAUGAGGACUUUGUGGAUGUCACACUGGCCUGUGAUGGCUUUCACAUGAAGGCUCACAGAAUGGUUCUCUCUGCAUGCAGCCCUUUCUUCAGACAGCUGCUUAAGUCCAACCCGCACCCGCACCCAAUCGUGAUCCUGCGAGAUGUGAGCCAGCAGAACAUGGUGCUCCUGCUCGACUUUAUGUACCAUGGUGAGGUUAAUGUGGCCCAAGAGCAGUUGGCUGAGUUCCUCAAGGUGGCGGAGCUGCUCAAGGUCAAGGGCCUUGCUGACGACAAGCGGGAAGAGGGCAGCGGCUCCAACGGACAGUCCAGCCGAGUGGCCACCCCUAGUGCGUCGCCGGCGGCGUCCGGCGCCCCGCCCGCCGAGGAGCCGCCGCCGGCCAAGCGCCCCCGGCUGCCGUCGCUGGUGCACGCGACCGCCGCCACGCCCGCCUCGCAAGCGCCGCCUCUCUUUGACCCCAGCGCCGUUAAGCGUGAGGCGGCUGAGAGCCACGCCCCAGGUUACGCGCCGGCCGAGAGAGGGGGCGAUGAGCACCUGCGUGUUCUGCCUCAAACUAGUCUGGUCGGGGAGGAGGGCGGCGCCCUACUGCCCGCAGAAGUGUCCAUAGAGGACGUGGAGCAAACAUUACCUGCCGAAGCUAGUCGAGGUCAGUCGGUGACCGGCGCCGGCCCUUCCUCCCUGCCGUUCGAGGCCAGCUCCGACCCGCUGAGUCGGAUGUUGACCUGCCCCCACUGUCCCCACCUCUCCAGCAACUACGGCAAGCUCAAGGCCCACAUCGGCAAGGUUCACUUCCCCGUGCCCGUUAGCUGCACCGACUGUGGCAAGGUCUGCAAGAACAAGUACGCCCUGCAGGCAAUACAGAAGGUUUGA